Messenger RNA from Pongo pygmaeus (Bornean orangutan), 1782 nucleotides. RefSeq names its product FKBP prolyl isomerase family member 6 (inactive) (gene FKBP6). Gene Ontology annotation, cellular component: cytoplasm. Lineage: Eukaryota; Metazoa; Chordata; Mammalia; Primates; Hominidae. Gene Ontology annotation, molecular function: Hsp90 protein binding; peptidyl-prolyl cis-trans isomerase activity. Gene Ontology annotation, biological process: piRNA processing; spermatogenesis. The coding region runs from base 168 to 1151 and encodes 327 amino acids. The transcript is spliced from 9 exons. The record is from RefSeq and is a predicted model, not a curated record.
GGAAGGAAACGAUGAGUGCCUCCUCGUGGCCCCAGAAUGGAAUGCCGCCGUCGGUAGGGGUCUGCCGGGCAUAAAGGGGCCUUCGGAACCCCACCAGAGUCACAGCCAGGGAGGGCAGCGGGGCGCACCAGGCCGACGGCUCACACCACAGGGAGGGCAGCUAGGACAUGGGGGGAAGCGCCUUAAACCAGGGAGUCCUGGAAGGGGACGACGCCCCCGGCCAGUCCCUGUACGAGCGGUUAAGUCAGAGGAUGCUGGACAUCUCGGGGGACCGGGGCGUGCUGAAGGACGUCAUCCGAGAAGGAGGUGGAGACCUAGUGGCGCCUGAUGCUUCGGUGCUAGUGAAAUACUCGGGAUACUUGGAACACAUGGACAGACCCUUCGAUUCUAAUUACUUUAGGAAAACUCCUCGGCUAAUGAAACUUGGAGAGGAUAUUACACUGUGGGGCAUGGAGCUGGGACUUCUGAGCAUGCGGAGAGGAGAGCUGGCCAGGUUUCUGUUCAAACCGAACUACGCCUAUGGAACGCUGGGCUGCCCUCCCUUGAUCCCUCCAAACACCACUGUCCUGUUCGAGAUUGAGCUGCUUGACUUCCUAGACUCUGCUGAGUCAGACAAGUUUUGUGCUCUCUCAGCUGAGCAGCAAGACCAGUUUCCACUUCAGAAGGUCCUGAAAGUGGCAGCUACGGAACGGGAGUUUGGCAACUACCUUUUCCGCCAGAAUCGUUUCUAUGAUGCCAAAGUGAGAUAUAAAAGGGCCCUGUUGCUUCUGCGCCGGAGAUCAGCACCCCCUGAAGAGCAGCACCUGGUGGAGGCCGCCAAGCUUCCUGUUCUCCUGAACCUGUCCUUUACAUACCUGAAGCUAGACCGACCCACCAUAGCCCUGCGCUAUGGAGAGCAGGCUUUGGUCAUUGACCAAAAGAAUGCCAAGGCCCUCUUCAGGUGUGGACAGGCUUGUCUUCUCCUGACUGAGUAUCAAAAGGCCCGGGAUUUUCUAGUUCGAGCCCAGAAGGAGCAACCCUUCAAUCACGAUAUCAAUAACGAGCUGAAGAAACUGGCUAGCUGUUACAGGGACUAUGUGGAUAAAGAGAAAGAAAUGUGGCACCGCAUGUUCGCGCCCUGUGGCGAUGGUUCUACAGCAGGAGAAAGUUGAAGUUGCUUGGAACAUGAGACUGAGUAGAGUCAUGAAUGUGAUGGUUGACAGAGCUGGGCUUUGACGUGUCAAGCUUCUCUUCAUCUUCUUUCUCUUGAGAACUCGAAAGCCUCCACUUGACUGUGUCUCUAACACAUUACUGAAGCAGACAAGAUCGCAGGGCAGGGAUGGGCUGUGGCUCUUACAUUCUGCUUCCUAUUAGAGUUAGAGAUUUGAAGAUGCUGAAAACAACAGGGAGCGGAAUAUAGCAUUCCUCCCAAGAUCACACCUAGUAAUUUUGCAGGCACAGGGCGGGAGUUCCCAAGCGCAUGAGAUAACCCUCCAGUCUGAACCCUCCAGUCUGGUCUACUAUUUAAUAAAAUUAAUGGAAACAAAAUCACCUGCCUGAAACACCUGCUUAGCUGCACAGAUAACUCUGCUCUCUCGAGAGAAGUUAAACAAGGAACAACAAGAAAACAGCUGCUGAAUGGGCUCAUGGUGAUAAAUCUCUCCUUUGUUGCUUCCUCCAUCUCCCUACAAAAGGGGCUUGAGAGGAGGAGGCAGUGAAAAGGCCUAUUCAUCCCCGACAUUUUCACAGCGGUCCAUAAACUGCUGCUAUCUGCACUUUCAGAUGCGCCCAUCAGCAUCACAG